Dermacentor andersoni is the source of this 5232-nucleotide messenger RNA. Its product is annotated as neuropilin and tolloid-like protein 2. Gene Ontology annotation, molecular function: protein binding. NCBI's taxonomy places the organism in Eukaryota, Metazoa, Arthropoda, Arachnida, Ixodida, Ixodidae. The record is from RefSeq and is a predicted model, not a curated record. Gene Ontology annotation, cellular component: plasma membrane.
CGGCGUCGCGCUCGGCCUGCUAACGCAAUCGGGCUGGCCGGGAAACUGCGGCCGCGCACUGCCUGCACGAAAGGGAUGUCGCCGUGCGCUCCGGUCGCCGCACCGUCGGAGCGCCUGUUUGCGGCCUCCGCUGCUCACGCUGCUGCCGCCGCCGCCGCGUCCGCUUCGGUUCCUUCUGUUCAUCGCUCGUGCGGUGAGCGCGUCUGAGGACGGCUUGCCGCCGCAUCCGGUGACGCUUAAGCACACGCAUGCACGCACACACCUGUGAGCUCAACACCUGAGUUCCUCGCUUCCGGAUGUGAAGCUGUGCUUCGUUGCUCAAGUCCCCUGCGUGGAAUUUCGCUUCCCUUUCGUGAUCGUCGACCCGGCCGCCGGAAUCGCCGCAUCUAAGUGUGCGUCGUCUAGUUUGCCGAAAUACUGAAUCAGUCAACGGGAAAGCAGCGAAGUUAUCCAAGUUUGUUUUCCGGGCGAGCUUGGUCCUCGCGCUGCAUCCAGAGGCGACUCAUCUGAUCUCAGGCUUGGCACUGACGCAGUCGUGCAGCCCAACCGGAACCGAUGAGUGAAGCAGUGCGGUUCCUUCCGCACCGCCGUCCUCUCAGGAGGCUGCAAUCCUCGCAUCGCGACGACGCUUGGGACGCAAGUGCAAUGGCGGAAGGCCCCAGCCAGCGAUCGCAUGGCCUGUGAUCCGGGGCGGCGGCGAACGGCUCCUGGAACGGCUCGUUCAUGGGGAGCGCUGCGGUGACGGCGGACACAAGAUGCUUCCAGUUGUAACGCUCAUUGAAUGGCUAACGUUGCUGACAUUACAAGCAAGGGCUGUUCUGGGCAUCUGCCACAUGGAGUUCGACAGCCUGGCAAGCAAGUCUGGCAACUUCUCGUCGCCUCAGUACCCAGAGCCCUACCCGGCGAGCAUCCACUGCUACUACCUCUUCAAGGGCCAGGAGUCCGAAACGCUCAAGAUCACCUUUCUGCAUUUCGACCUCGAGCCACCGUUUUCCAAGGGGUGUCUCAACGACUUCGUGGACAUCAGCACCAUAAGCGUGACCAACGUGCGGCAGCUGGUCGGACGGUACUGCGGUGUCGAGGUUCCCGUGCCGCUUCUCACCAUGAAGCCGCGCAUGGAGAUCAUCUUCAAGACGAAUCACGCCCACGAGCGCACUGGAUUCUUCGGCAUGUUCCAGUUCACGGACGAGAGUUUCAUUCACCCGCCGCAAUCCACGCGAAACGUGACCGGUUGUGGCGGCACACUGACUGGCGUGGGCGGUGACCUGGUGUCUCCGGGAUACCCGGAGACCUUCCCCAAGGACGUCGACUGCACCUGGCUCAUACGCGUCGACUAUGACAAGCACAUUUAUAUCCGCGUCCUAGAGCUCCAGCUAAAGGGCAGCAUUGCGAACUGUGGCGAAGCGGAGCUUGCCAUUUUCGACGGCUACUCGAAUCUGAAGGUGAAUCCUGUACAGCUCAAACGUUAUUGCGGAGAUCUCAAAUACUAUAAGAAUACUGACGAGAAAACUGAGCUGUCCAAGAGGAACCGAAUACUCGUCAGAUUACGAACCACCGUGGCAUCCCCUAUCAAGCAGCCAGGGCAGAUAAUAGGAUUUAAGCUUGUGUGGACGGCUGUAACCUUUCAACCAAAAGACGUCUGCAAGGAGUACACGUGCCCCAAGAGCCAGUACUGCAUGAACUCGGAAUCCCGCACUUGCACCGAGACGAGGGAGUAUUGCAUCGACAGGUCGCUGGUAUGCGAUGGACUGCCCAACUGUAGUGGUGAAGACUUCAGCGAUGAAGAUAAGUGCAACCUACCCCUGCUGGCGGGCUGCGGAGCCGGCGCCGGCGUGGUCCUGCUGUGCGCGGUCAUCGCGGUGAUUCUGUGCCGACGCCAUUCUCGCCGAGCCGGCCAGGCAUCGCGGAGCCUGUCACUGCCGCUCCGCGAGCUCGAGCACAGCCCUACGUGCGCCGUGCGGCAGACGCCCUUCCUGCCCGAGCUCAACUGCAGCGUGCACCGGCCGCAGCACCUGCCGGGACCCGUGCCGCCGGCGAGGCCGCCCCCGUUCGCCAAGCCGAGGCGAUCGCCAACCGACGUGUAGAACCAAAGUGGAGGGGACAGUUCGGCUCGCGGAGCAAACGCUUCUACUUCACCGCGUAUCGUGAAUUAACCCCCUAGCAAGCUUCUUUUCUUCUGUAUUACUUUACGACGUGGUUCAGCGAAGAAGUUUUGCGCCGGAGUCGUGAACUAGUGUUAACAGCGGCGUCGAGAAGCGCGCACGUUCGACGGCUCCUGACAACGCGGAGCAGCCCAGCGCGUCGGCGUCGCGCACUCCGAAGGUCGCUUUCGACGUCAUCGGCCAACCCCGCACGUGACAACGCCGGAACUCGCCUAUCGGUGGCUCCGAUUAUGGCGUGCGAGCCGAGAUAGCGACCUUCGCAUGACGUGCAGUGAGGCAAAGAUCUUUCGUGUCGACUUGCGGGAUGCGUACGCCUGCCUAUACGUCCAGCGUGCGAACAGUGACGUCUUCGUGGGAAUCCUAGAACGACGAUAUCACAGGAAUCGACGAUUGCUGGCCGUGAAAGCUGUCAAAACUUCUGGCAGCCGCACAAUUUGAGCGCAUAUAGUAUAAUAGGGCUGCACCAGAUUCUUUUAUCACACCAUGUGUUGUUUUCGACUGUGGCUAAAUUUCUCACUGGCAUAUUGGCAUAUUGGCUGUGAAGCAAACAAACGGGAGAGGAUAAUCUGGUUUAUCUUGCGUGUUUCAGUUAAACUUAAACAAUGCUCUGUGUCACUCGUAUUCAGAUAACGAGGAGGUUGUUUGAGGUAUAAGGAGAGGUAAUUUGCCGAGGAGCUGCAGCUGAUUAAGGAUACCUUUUUGACACCAGUGGCAACACGCCAGUUGCAGCAGCAGGAGCGGCAUGUAGCGGCAGCAACUAAUUAGUACUGUUCUUUUUAUAAUGACAAAAGAAUGAGCCGCGUUGAAGUGCCAAAGUGAAGUCACCCGUUUUCGUACGAUAAGGCAGAUGAUUACUGCGUUUUGCCUAAGCACUCUCUUUCUUCAAAUUCGCGUGUGCUCAUUUAGCUAGGAAUGGAAUCAAGGCAGCAUGAACGCUUUCCUUGCUAGUUAUUUGUAUGUAAGGAUUAGUUACCUUUGGAAAAAUUAUUUAUCGCGCUGCAACUUUUAUUGCACCCAGUUUCUUCAUUACAUACAUGUUAUAUAUGUAAAAAAAAAAGAACAACAUGACCAUAAGUCCUAAACCUAAACAAUUGUGUUUCAAUCUCCUUAGCUGAUGAGAACUCUAGGCUCGCCGGGAAUCCAUGACCACAAAGAAAUACAAUUAUUUCAUGCAGCGAGAUUCAAGAGCAAAUAAUUGAACCGGACGCUUCGUACAGCUUUAAUUACUAUUUAAUUAGCGAGCUUAAUGGCCCAUUUCGGAUUUAUUGACCACCAAGAAGUGGAAGCAGAAAAUUUCAGAGGACGUCUCGAAAUCAAAGUUCGUGACUUGCCCACCGGUAUACCAAAUAGGAAACGCCGCAGAAACAAUUAGCAUUUUGCAUAGAACCAACAUCCUCUUUCUUGAAGCAGAGUGCCCCUCCCACUGCUCGAGCAUGUCACGCGAUGUGGCGUGUGAUCAGUGACGCCAGGUAUCAUAUGGGCAGCAGCCGUGUUUUACAGAGAGCUGCUACGUAAAUGAGCAGCCUUUUUUACAAGAGACUCGGCUAGGGAGGCCAAGACUCUACCGCUUCGCUUCGCUGAAAACGGGCUGCAAUACUGCUGAGGUAGCGCUGUCUAACGACUAGAGAUACUCCGACAUGCUUAUCGUGCCUGUUGUGAUCACCAAUUAUUGCCGUUUGUAGGUAGGCAGCAUAAGUACCAUAAUAUUAGGCACAAUAGAUUACAUAAUACAUGUUACGCGAACAAUACAGACGCAAGAAAGGCAGUCUGUAAGGGCGUAUCUCACACUGCCGAAUUCCCUCAAACCCUUCCGGAUGUUUGUGUUCGCUGCAUAUUAUACACUGUUCGCCCGUGGUUGGCGUGACUAUGUUGUGUAGGUGCUUGCAAUAAGGCAGGCUUUUGAGAUGUAUGGAAAGAAAAAACCUAGCUGGGAAACAUUGAUGCUAUCGAUUCGACUCACCAUGACCGUAUGCAAAUCAACUCCAAUGCUGUCCACUCGCAAAUCUGCAAACUAGUUUGUCAGUGUCUGCAAAUGCAUUCUCCUUUAUUUCGAGAGUCUGCAUCUUAUAUUUAGGAAAAGAGCACGCCCAUGUCUUCAUGAAUGUUCACCGGUAUAAACAUUUCCUCAAGCUUGGAUCAUUGUUAGCGUUGGCCCAAAGGGGCGUAAAAUGUAGCAUACGCUAUCCCUACUUACAAUGCCGACAUUCCUACAAUGCUACAAUGUUAUUCCUACAAUGCUCCACAUUGUGCGGUUGCACAAUGCGGAGCAUUGAAGCAAACAACACCUAAUUUUCUAUGAUUGAAUUAAAGUGUGAGGUUGUAGUUUCUAAAAAUCAAGAGUUCAGACUUCCGACGAGUCCAUCAGUGCCAUAUGACAGAGCAUGGAGGAGAAAUAGGUAGUCAGGCGCUCGCGAGCACAAAGCAUGACAUCGUGGAAACUACCGUAUCGAAGGCUGUCCUCAUUCUGAGCGCAACAAAAUUGCAGAGCGCUUGUUAUCUGCUGGCGAUACAAGCCGCCAAGUGGUCUCAAUGACGUUUGGCACAAACAAGUGGGCGUGAAAGAUAGACAGGUAGGCAGAGACAUUGUCUGUCUUGCAACACACUCACAGACUGCUAACCACUUUGCACUAGUUUUCGCAUUGUUCGUCAUGUCGAACGCCAGCCGGCUGUGCCAGCUACCCACUCGCACGGAAGUAAAAAGCCAAGCCAGAGUUAGUCCUCAGCGGGAAUCGGUAAUCGAAAUUUCUGCAUUAGCAUCAGCUUGCACCCUCUCUUGUACGACUGGAGAGCGAUGCGGUAGUCUGAUAAGGAACAUGAAUUGUGGGACGCUGAAGAGAAUCACCCAAAGAGAAAUUUUUGCACUAACUCAUGCUUUCAGUGAACUAUUUCGUCGAUUUCGUCUCUUAAGCGGCGCCAAUUAAAUAGUUUUUUUUUUCAAUUUGCACGAACAGUAAUGAAAUUUUAGGUAUGUUGACCCAGACAGGCAGAACAAGAGCGCGUCGUCCCAAAAAGCGGCACCGAAUUGUGUCUGUAGGAAAGUUGGACUAGCAGCAGGGAUGUGCUGUUCUGG